AUUUUAUAUAAAUAAUUUCAUAUAAUUGAUAAAUUAGUUAGUUAUGCCUGUUAAUUUUAAACUAACUUAAUUGAGAGUUAUAAGCUAUUAAAUUUAUUGUAAUAUAUUUGUUAUAAAAUAUGAGUGACCUAGCUAAUUAUGAGAUAAAAUGUGUGGUUUGCGGAGACAGAGCUAUUGGUGAAAAUUAUGGCGCCUAUACGUGUCACUCGUGUAAAUCAUUUUUCCGGCGACAAGUCACUACAAACAAGACAAUUAGCAUAACACAUAUGGAUAGUACUAUAUCAGGGGAACGGGCACUUUCUAUCAUACCUGUCCACAGACCGCUUAUGGACUACAAAAAUCAAUUGAAUGAAUUAGAGGGCUAUAGAUUGAGUGAACUGUUAACGGCUACGACAUUAACCGCAAUCGUAUUAUUUAACCCAAAUCGGUUGAACCUAAUUAAUAGGGAUGUCAUAAAGUUACAACAACACACUUACGUUUAUUUACUGCGACGUUUAUAUCAUUUGCACGUAUUAUCGCUGGAAUUGAUGGAAACGGACCGCAAAGUACUGUUACCCUAUCCAUUGAUGCGUGAAAUAUUUGCUUGA
Molecule: messenger RNA, 587 nt
Organism: Oppiella nova
Lineage: Eukaryota; Metazoa; Arthropoda; Arachnida; Sarcoptiformes; Oppiidae
Source: the annotation of a GenBank genome assembly